Messenger RNA from Apodemus sylvaticus (European woodmouse), 516 nucleotides. RefSeq names its product keratin-associated protein 4-11-like. Gene Ontology annotation, cellular component: keratin filament. NCBI's taxonomy places the organism in Eukaryota, Metazoa, Chordata, Mammalia, Rodentia, Muridae. Bases 1 to 516 code for a protein of 171 amino acids. The record is from RefSeq and is a predicted model, not a curated record. The transcript has a single exon.
AUGGUUAGCUCCCGUUGUGGCUCUGUCUGCUCUGAGGAGGGCUGUGGCCAAGGCUGCUGCCAGCCCAGCUGCUGCCAGACCACCUGCUGCCGCCCCAGCUGUUGUGUGUCCAGCUGCUGCAGACCCAGCUGCUGUGUGUCCAGCUGCUGCAGGCCCCAGUGCUGCCAGUCUGUGUGCUGCCAGCCCACCUGCUGCCGCCCCAGCUGCUGCAUCUCCAGCUGCUGUCAGCCCUGCUGUGGUAGCUCCAGCUGCUGUGGCUCCAGCUGCUGCCGUCCCUGCUGCCGCCCCAGCUGCUGCAUCUCCAGCUGCUGUCAGCCCUGCUGUGGUGGUUCUAGUUGCUGCAGCCCCUGCUGCCGUCCCUGCUGCCGCCCCUGUUGCCGCCCCUGCUGCCGCCCCUGCUGCUGUCUGAGACCAGUCUGUGGUCAGGUCUGCUGCCAAAGCACUUGCUACCGCCCCACCUGUGUCAUCUCCACCUGUCCUCGCCCCAUGUGCUGUGCCACCCCCUGCUGCUGCUGA